Messenger RNA from Lotus japonicus, 551 nucleotides. RefSeq names its product stress-induced protein KIN2-like. NCBI's taxonomy places the organism in Eukaryota, Viridiplantae, Streptophyta, Magnoliopsida, Fabales, Fabaceae. The transcript has 3 exons. The record is from RefSeq and is a predicted model, not a curated record. Bases 102 to 308 code for a protein of 68 amino acids.
CAUAUAAAUAUCAACAUAGCGAAGGCAAAUUAAUCUUCAUCUCAAACUUGAACUAUUACUCUUGAUAUUAUACACAUUCAUUUCCUUACAAUUUCAAAAAGAUGGACUCCCAGAAGAUGAGCUAUAAUGCUGGACAGGCCAAGGGCCAAGCUGAGGAAAAGACUAGCAACUUGAUGGAUAUGGCUAGCAAUGCUGCUCAGUCUGCCAAAGAAACUGUGCAAGGGGCUGGUCAACAGAUCAAGGCAUCAGCACAGGGAGCUGCUGAUGCUGUGAAGAAUGCAACAGGCAUGAAUAACAACAGCAAGUGAAUUAAUUAAAGAUGGAGGGAUCCUGAUCAUCCAGUUUCACUCAGUUUUUGUUUUCUAUUUUUGUUUCUUCUUUUUUGGGAGAGCAUUAUGUAUAAAAAGGUGCUCUAAUUUGGGUUUGUUUUUGUUUGGUGCUCCUUUAUAAGGAGUCUUGUGAAUAAGUCUUAAUUGUUUCAGAGAGAACUCUAUGAUGUAGUUCUCGCUUUGUUCAUUAAUAAAUAUAUUAUAUUUUAGAAUAAUUUAAAA